AUGACAUCGAUCGAGAAGAUCCUCGCGGGUAAAUACCCGGCGAAAGCGCAUGCCCGCAAGGUGGUUGCGCAUCUGCGACAGAAUGGAUUCGAGGGCGACGGAGUGAUCUAUCUCGAAGGCCAAAAGACACGAAUGGUCGAGGACGAUGACACCGAACAGCCAUUUCGACAGCGCCGCUAUUUCUUCUACCUCUCAGGAUGCCUGCUCCCAGACGCGCAUCUUGCCUACCACAUCGGUACCGACAAGCUAACACUCUUCAUCCCACCGCUCAACCCGGAAUCCGUCAUCUGGUCCGGACUGCCAGUCUCUCCAUCUGAAGCCAAGGAACGCUACGAUGUUGACGAAGUCCUGUUUACGACCGACAUCAACUCUACACUGGCACACUUGGGCUCGGAGGUGGGCAAGAGCGGAUUUGUGUUUGCGAUCGAGGGCCAGAUAGCGGACGACAUUUCAUUCACCAGUUUUCCCGACACCGACGUUGUGGCCGUGAAGAAUGCAAUUGAAGAAUGCCGAGCCAUCAAGGAUGCGUAUGAAGUUGCCAUGAUCCGCUUUGCAAACGACGUGACUACCAAGGCUCAUUUGGCCGUUCUCAAAGCUGCUAAGACGGCAGUGAAUGAACGCGAACUGGAAGCGGCGUUUAUUGGAACGUGCAUCGCGCAUGGAUGUCGUGAACUGGCCUACCAUCCUAUCGUUGCGAGUGGCACAAGCAGCGCCACUCUUCACUAUGUGGACAAUGCCCAACCUUUAUUCGACGCCUCCACAAACAAGAAGAAGUUGAAUCUGUUACUCGAUGCUGCGGGUGAAUACAAAGCCUACUGCGCAGAUGUCACGCGAACAUUCCCAUUAUCAGGAAAGUUCUCACCGCAAUCCCGGGAGAUCUACGAUAUCGUGCUGGAAAUGCAGAACGAAUCACUGGCGCUCAUUAAGGAAGGCGUUUCCUGGGAAGACGUCCAUGUCACUGCCCAUCGGGUUGCAAUCAAAGGGCUGCUCAAACUUGGCAUACUGCGCGGCUCGGAGGAAGAGCUGCUCGAGAAGCGAAUCAGUUCGGCUUUUUUCCCACAUGGACUCGGCCACUACCUCGGAAUGGAUACGCAUGAUACUGGCGGCCAUCCGAACUACGAGGACAAGGACAUUAUGUUUCGAUACCUGCGUGUCCGGGGUAAACUUCCUGCAGGAAGUGUGGUCACGGUGGAGCCUGGGGUCUACUUCUGUCGGUUUAUUAUUGAGCCAUACCUCCAGUCUCCCGACCUGUCCGGGUUCAUCAAUAGCGAGGUCCUGGAGAAAUACUGGGAAGUUGGAGGCGUGCGUAUUGAGGAUAACAUUCAUGUCACGAAGGACGGAUACGAAAACCUCACAACUGCGCCUAAAGAAGCUGCUGAGAUUGAACUGCUGGUCAAUGGGGCUUAG
Molecule: messenger RNA, 1407 nt
Organism: Talaromyces atroroseus
Lineage: Eukaryota; Fungi; Ascomycota; Eurotiomycetes; Eurotiales; Trichocomaceae
Product: putative Xaa-Pro aminopeptidase pepP
Exons: 3
Coding region: 1-1407 (468 amino acids)
Molecular function (GO): manganese ion binding; metalloaminopeptidase activity
Source: RefSeq, a predicted model, not a curated record